Callorhinchus milii (elephant shark) is the source of this 2822-nucleotide messenger RNA. It is a transcript of the gene qars1, whose product is annotated as glutaminyl-tRNA synthetase 1. The coding region runs from base 28 to 2364 and encodes 778 amino acids. Lineage: Eukaryota; Metazoa; Chordata; Chondrichthyes; Chimaeriformes; Callorhinchidae. Gene Ontology annotation, cellular component: cytoplasm; aminoacyl-tRNA synthetase multienzyme complex; cytosol. Gene Ontology annotation, molecular function: ATP binding; glutamine-tRNA ligase activity. The transcript is spliced from 24 exons. Gene Ontology annotation, biological process: translation; glutaminyl-tRNA aminoacylation. The record is from RefSeq and is a predicted model, not a curated record.
GCCGGGUGUGUGGCGGUGAGGGAAAACAUGGCGGCGGCGGCGGCGGGGGGGACCCUGUCGCUGUUCUGCGGGAUCGGCCUGAGCGACCAGAAGGCCAAGGAGACGCUGAAGAACGAGGCGCUGAGCGACCUUCUCAAACUGGCCAUUGAGCAGGCACAAAGAAUUUUAGGUCCGAACAUUGACAAGGUGACGGGCACUCUCCUGUACAAUGUGGCAACACGGCUCAAGGACCAGAGACGCCUGGGUUUCCUAGUUGGUUACGUUGCAAACAAGAAAAUGAUUACAGACCUGCAGCUAAGUGCUUCCCUGGACUACAUUAAAAGCCAUCCGGUGGAUCCAAUUGACGCUACCAAUUUUGAGAAAGAAUGUGGUAUUGGAAUUGUAGUGACGCCGGAACAGAUUGAAGAGGCGGUCGAAGCAACCAUUAACAAACAUAAGAACCAGAUAGUUACGGAGCGAUACCGAUUUAACACGGGGCUGCUUAUGGGUGAAGUGAGGACUGCAUUGAAAUGGGCAGAUGGUAAAAUUAUCAAGAAUGAGAUGGACCUGCAGGUUCUGAAUUUACUGGGGCCCAAGACUGAAGCUGACCUAGAAAAGAAACCUAAGGCCGGGAAGCAAAAGGUACCAAAAGAGAUGAAUGAAGAAAAGAAAGGUUCUGCGGUGGAUGGUGAGGUGAACCUGGAAUCUGCCUCCCUGAUGGAGCAGUUAAGAGGUGAAGCUUUGAAAUUCCAUAAACCUGGUGAAAAUUUCAAGACGGAAGGUUAUGUCGUCACUCAAAAUACAAUGAGCCUUCUAAAGAUGCAUCUGGAAAUGACUGCAGGACAGGUGCGAUCUCGUUUUCCCCCAGAGCCCAAUGGGAUUCUCCACAUCGGUCAUGCAAAGGCCAUCAAUUUCAAUUUUGGCUUUGCCAAGGCAAACAAUGGCAUCUGCUUCCUUCGCUACGAUGAUACAAACCCAGAGAAAGAAGAAGAGAAGUACUUCCGAGGCAUCAAGGAAAUGGUCGAGUGGUUGGGUUAUUCACCGUAUGCAGUGACCCAUGCAUCUGACAAUUUUCAACAGCUGUACAAGUGGGCAAUGGAACUGACCAGAAGAGGUCACGCGUACGUGUGCCACCAAAAAGUAGAUGAGAUCAAAGGACACAACCCACCCCCGUCCCCAUGGAGGAAUCGACCGAUCGAGGAAUCUCUGCUUUUAUUUGAGGGAAUGCGGAAAGGGAAGUUUGCCGAAGGAGAGAUGACACUUCGUAUGAAGUUAAUUAUGGAGGAUGGGAAGAUGGAUCCAGUGGCGUACAGAAUCAAAUACACACCCCACCACAGGACUGGUGAUAAAUGGUGUAUAUACCCAACAUAUGACUACACCCAUUGUUUAUGUGACUCCAUCGAAAACAUCACACACUCCCUGUGCACCAAAGAAUUCCAGGCGAGACGCUCCUCUUACUACUGGCUGUGUAAUGCUCUGGACGUGUACUGCCCCGUGCAGUGGGAAUAUGGUCGCUUGAACCUCCAUUACACUGUGGUAUCGAAGAGGAAAAUCAUCAAACUGGUUGAGAUGGGUGCCGUCAGGGAUUGGGAUGAUCCACGCUUGUUUACAUUGACUGCUCUCCGCAGAAGAGGCUUUCCUCCAGAGGCCAUCAACAACUUCUGUGCAAAGGUGGGCGUUACAGUGGCCCAGACCACAAUGGAACCCCAUUUGCUAGAGGCGUGCGUCCGGGAUGUUCUGAAUGACGUGGCACCCAGAAUCAUGGCUGUUACGGAGCCGUUGAAGGUUACAAUUACAAACUUCCCGUUUGACGAGCCUGUAGAGGUAACCGUUCCAAACUUCCCAGCAGAUGAAAGUAAAGGAUCUCACAAAGUGCUGAUGUCCACCACGAUCUACAUCGAGCAGUCUGAUUUCCGAGAGGUGAUGGAGAAGGGCUACAAGAGGCUCACUCCCGAGCAGCCGGUGGGACUGAGGCACGCUGGCUACGUCAUCUCUGUCCACAACCUCAUUCGGAACAAGAAUGGCAAGCUGGUGGAGCUGGAGGUCACGUGUCAAAAAUCAGAAGCAGGAGAAAAACCGAAGGCCUUUAUCCACUGGGUGUCCAAUCCCGCGUCCUGUGAGCUAAGGCUCUAUGAGCGACUCUUCCUGCACAAAACUCCCGAGGACCCCAGUGAGGUGCCAGGUGGCUUCUUGACAGACAUUAACCCUAAUUCCAUGAAAAUAAUUGAGGAUGCUCUGGUGGAUGUAUCUAUCAAAGAUGCUAAGCCAUUUGAUAAGUUCCAGUUUGAGAGGAUUGGGUACUUCUCUGUGGAUCCAGACAGCACAGGCGCAAAGUUGGUGUUUAACAGGACAGUGACGCUGAAAGAGGAUCCGGGCAAGAUCUGAGCUUUGAUCGUGAGAUCUGGCGCUGUGAGACAACUGCAAAUAUUUGGGAUUUAUUUUGUUUUUAAUCGAGAUACCUUUAUUCUUUCGCGUUCCAUCAAACUACAAAAGAACCAUUAUAAGGUGGUAGUAGUGCACCUGGUCAGGUCAGCACACUGCAUUUGUGCAGAAAAGGAUAUUGAGGGAUAUGGGCCAUGGAAAUAGAAAUACAGCUUUCUCCGCUAAAAAAGAACCCCCAACUUUUGGGGGUCAUUAGGCUGCCACUGACAUCGCUUCCUGCACAUAGAGCAUCGUGGAGGAAGUGAUGGUAAUGACCCAGAAGUUGGCCAUUUUUUAGCGGGUGGGAAAUCAGCAUCCACCUUACAAGUGAUCUAACGAUGGUGGGUGGGUUCUGUGGGCGGGUGUCUUGUAACAGGAUACUACUGUAGGCAUGUGAAAUAAAUGAGACCACAGCAAACACA